Molecule: messenger RNA, 3976 nt
Organism: Drosophila montana
Lineage: Eukaryota; Metazoa; Arthropoda; Insecta; Diptera; Drosophilidae
Exons: 7
Coding region: 8-3796 (1262 amino acids)
Biological process (GO): positive regulation of peptidase activity; immune response; positive regulation of apoptotic signaling pathway
Cellular component (GO): lysosome
Molecular function (GO): cysteine-type endopeptidase activity; cysteine-type endopeptidase activator activity involved in apoptotic process
Source: RefSeq, a predicted model, not a curated record
GCUAAAGAUGAAGGCAGUUGCUCUUCUGUUAAUCGUUGUUGUCGUCGGCUGCAUCCAGGCGCUCAGCUACGAGGAUGUGCUGGCUGCAGAGUUCGAAUCCUUUAAAGUGGUGUACGAGAAGAGUUACGAGGAUGACAGCGAGGAGCAGCUGCGCAUGCAGAUAUUUAGGGACAACAAGGAGCUGAUCGAUAGGCAUAACGAGCGCUAUGCCGCUGGCGAAGAGACCUUCGAAAUGGGCGUGAAUCAAUUUACGGACAUGCUGGCGACGGAAUUCCGGAAAAUUAUGCUGUCAAAUCUGAACAUCAGUGAUUUUACGUCCAGCAUUGAGUACAUCUAUUCGCCAGCAAAUGCUGAGAUUCCUAGCGAAGUUGACUGGCGUGAGAAAGGCGCAGUUACGCGGGUGAAGAAUCAAGGACUCUGCGGAUCUUGCUGGACCUUUUCAGCCACGGGCGCUCUGGAGGGACAACAUUUUAUCCAAACUAAUCAAUUGAUUUCGCUCUCCGAGCAGAAUUUGCUGGACUGUUCCGGUCAAUAUAACAACAAUGGCUGUAGCGGUGGAUGGCCCAUCAACGCUCUGAUGUAUGUUCGGGACAACAAUGGGUUGGAUAGUGAAAGGGCGUAUCGGUAUGAAGGCCGUGUUGAACGUUGCCGUUUCCGUCGCGAUAGUGUUAGCGCAACUGUCACAGAGGUGAUACAGGUAACCCCAGAUGAAGACGCAUUGGCCAACGCCAUCGCCACAAAGGGUCCAGUUUCGGUUUGUGUCGAUGCAACCUAUAUCCAGCACUAUCGUGGAGGCGUCUAUACCCAUCGCUGUUACGAUCAGCCGAAUCAUGCCAUGCUUGCCAUUGGCUACGGUCACGACCAACGCGGCGGCGACUUUUGGUUAAUCAAGAACUCCUGGGGUGACUGGGGAGAGCAAGGCUACCUGCGCUUGGCACGCAACCAAGGCAAUCUCUGCAACGUGGCUAGCUGUGCCGUAUUUCCGGUAAUAGCUGAGGAGGAAUGUGGAAAGUACAUAUAUAAGGCAGUGAGACCUUUGUUAAAGUAUAUACACCAGAUGAAGGAGGAAAUUGAAGGCAAAGACAGAGAAAUCAAGCAACUGCAGAAAAAACUGAACAAACGUAAUGAUUUGGUCAUCGAGGAAUUGACAGCUCAGAAUGAAUUCUACAAACGAACUAUUGAAGAGCUAACGAGCAACGUCUUAUCAAUAAAAGAGGAAAUCGGUAAACUCAAUCCAAAUGCUUUGAAAAUCCAGGAAUACGAGGAGCAGCUGGAGAAACAAAAGAAGCUAAUUGAUCAAAAGGACCAACAAAUAUCCGAAAUCAAAAACGAAAUGAACAUUUGUGCCAAGAAAUUAAAAAACUGGCAGGAGAAGCCCGUUUACAGUGACUGCACCGACUUUGCUGAUACUCCGGGUAUUUAUAUGAUUAACCCGGAUCAAGAAGAUUCGUUCAAUGUACUUUGUGAUAGUGCGACAGCAGGUCCUGGCUGGAUUGUUAUCCAGCAGCGAAUCAAUGGCAAAGAGGACUUCUAUAGGGAUUGGGCCACAUACCGUGCCGGCUUUGGAAGCUUUGAAGGUGACUUCUUCCUCGGUCUCGAGAGGAUUCAUCGCUUGACGCGCGCCCAGCCGCAUGAGCUCUACAUACAUAUGGAAGGAUUUGAUGGCAUCAAAAUGUAUUACAGAUAUGGACAAUUUGCCAUCGCUGGCGAGAACGAUCAAUACAGACUGAAAAUCUCUGCUAAGGCUGAGGGCCAUGCAACAUUUAAUAAGUUAGAUUACCACAACAAUCAGAAAUUCAGCACAUACGAUCGUGAUAAUGAUAAUUGGAGUAAUGGCAACUGCGCAAGUAAAGAUAAAUAUGCUGGUGGCUGGUGGUACCACAGCUGUGUAGGAAGCAAUUUAAAUGGCAAAUACUAUGAUCAUAAGGUGAAUGAAUCGAAUGCCAUAUUUUGGGAACUAUUCGUCUCGUUGAAAACAGUCAAAAUGCUUAUACGACCCAAGAGCUAUGGAAAAUUCACCCUGCUGGUUAAAGGGCAUUGUGGGUAUUGCGAAUGGAUUUGGAAAAUAUGUGACAUCGUGGCAGCUGGUCAGGCAAUGCUCCUUGCACGCCGUACUCUCGCCAUCCACAUUCUCCAAUUCCGCACGAUUGAGGCAGUCAAAGUGCCUCACAUGGCAGACGGUGGCAUUGCGGUAGAUCAACGGCAGGUGAUAUGGUAUGCAGUUGCAGAGCCUCAAGAAGUACAUCGCAUCGCACUCGGCCUCACAGUUCCGGCGUGUGUAGUACCUAUAAAAGAGCAGCUCCUGCUCCUGCUCGUCGCUGAAAAUGCAUUGGCGCCUCUUCCGGUCGAUGCCACGUAUGCUUGGCACAGCCUCAUAGCUAUUCGGCACGAUCCUAUAGUUGGUCUCGUGGCCGAGCAUUAUCGGCAGGCCGGAUUCCUUGAGACGCGGCUGAUCAAUCGAGUUACCAUUGGCAACGCCUAUGCCAAUGCCCCGACGAGGAUAGAAGCCCGCCGGCAGAUGCUUUGGAUAGCCGCUAAUGGGGUUCCAGUCCACGGCAAUGUCCGUGAGACCUUUGGACGACGUGUAGUCCCAGGUUCACCUAUGCUUGUAUAUAUAAUACGGAUGGAGGAAGUUGAACACGCAGCAGAGGCCCUCGUCAACGAAGAACUCUCGGAAGAUAUCGGUGCAGGGCAGGCUCUUCUGUCCGAAAAUACACGAGACGAUCAUCUCAUCGCAUUUGUGGGAAACUUUGACGAUGAAAUUCGCGGGCAGCUCUGGAAUCUGAUUUCAGUGCGAGUUGCAAGGCUAAAGAUGAAGGCAGUUGCUCUUCUGUUAAUCGUUGUUGUCGUCGGCUGCAUCCAGGCGCUCAGCUACGAGGAUGUGCUGGCAGCAGAGUUCGAAUCCUUUAAAGUGGAGUACGAGAAGAGUUACGAGGAUGACAGCGAGGAGCAGCUGCGCAUGCAGAUAUUUAGGGACAACAAGGAGCUGAUCGAUAGGCACAACGAGCGCUAUGCCGCAGGCGAAGAGACUUUCGAAAUGGGCGUGAACCAAUUUACGGACAUGCUAGCGACGGAAUUCCGGAAAGUUAUGCUGUCAAAUCUGAACAUCAGUGAUUUUACGUCCAGCAUUGAGUACAUCUAUUCGCCAGCAAAUGCUGAGAUUCCCAGCGAAGUUGACUGGCGUGAGAAAGGCGCAGUUACGCGGGUGAAGAAUCAGGGCCGCUGCGGAUCUUGCUGGACCUUUUCAGCGACGGGCGCUCUGGAGGGACAACAUUUUAUCCAAACUAAACAAUUGAUUCCGCUCUCCGAGCAGAAUUUGCUGGACUGUUCUAGUCGAUAUAACAACCAUGGCUGUAGCGGUGGAUGGCCCGCCGCCGCUCUGAUGUAUAUUCGGGACAACAAUGGCUUGGAUAAUGAAAGGGCGUAUCGGUAUGAAGGCCGUGUUGGACGUUGCCGUUUCCGUCGCGAUAGUGUUAGCGCAACUGUCACACAGGUGAUGCAGGUCCGACAAGAUGAAGACGCAUUGGCCAACGCCAUCGCCACAAAGGGUCCAGUUUCGGUUUGUGUCGAUGCAACCUAUUUUCAGCACUAUCGUAGAGGCGUGUAUAACGUUCGCUGUCGUGGGCAGGUGAAUCAUGCCAUGCUUGCCAUUGGCUACGGUUACGAUCAACGCGGCGGCGACUUUUGGUUAAUCAAGAACUCCUGGGGUGACUGGGGAGAGCAAGGCUACAUGCGCUUGGCACGCAACCAAGGCAAUCUCUGCCACGUGGCUAGCUAUGCCGUGUUUCCGAUAUAGACGAACCACAGCGAUGUAUACAGUUUUAAUAUACAAGUAUAAAUAAUCUAUUCAAUAACAAUAACAAUAUAUAUACCAAAUGAAAUGGAUCUCUUUUGUGAACCCAUGCGUGUCAUGAGUUACUUACAGCAUUAGAACAUUUAAAACUUAUCGUUGCUUAAACUAACUCAGCAUAUUUGC